This is a messenger RNA of Bolinopsis microptera, 4001 nucleotides long. RefSeq lists its product as uncharacterized. The record is from RefSeq and is a predicted model, not a curated record. Bases 1808 to 3568 code for a protein of 586 amino acids. Lineage: Eukaryota; Metazoa; Ctenophora; Tentaculata; Lobata; Bolinopsidae. The transcript is spliced from 3 exons.
ACAUGACUUAAUAAAAUUUUUCUGUAGUCAUGAAACGCUUUAACAACGAUGUGGCGCGGUUUGACGACAAGCGAUCCAGGAGGGAUUCUGGCUAUUCGACAGCCUCUGAGAGUGGCGAAGGUGCUCCCCAGUCACCUCAAAACACUGGGGAUGAUAAGGCGAAUUUUUUCGAUCCUCAGCGAAUUUUUUCGAUCCUCUGCGGAGGAUCGAAAAAUAAUUUCAAAGAUUCGGCUCCACUUCAAAUUGAGGUUCAUCGCGACCAUGAAGUCAAUUCUGAGCUGUUUUCGAGGCCAACAAGUGCGAGCAUUCGUCUGAGUGACUCGAGUAUGAUAUCUAAUUCGGAUAUCAUGUUGUCUGCAGGUGCCACCAAUAAUCUCGAAGAAUCGCUUUUCGAUAAUGGUUUCGAAAACCAACCAAUGAAUCGUAGCGAUGAGUCAGUUGAUGAUCAUACCUCAUGGUGUAUUAGUGACCGAUCUGUCACCAUGGAAUCACAUGGACUGAAUCAGUCUAGUCGCCCUUUUGCAGCAGUCACCAAUACGCUGAUUUCAAUCUCUGAUACGGCCUUUAUCGAUGGGACUAUUGAUACCGCCUUCAUCCCCAUUGAAUUUCUUGGGAUGCCCUCGACUGAAGAAGUUGAUUGUCCUUGUACAUCUUUGGAGACCGUCUGCGUCGGCUCAUUUAUUUGGGAAACAAACAGAAGCGCGUUUGCGCAAGUUCCCAGGCAGGGAAUACAGAGUUGCGAAGAACCAUCCGACGCCCAAUUCAAUGAGUCUGCCGUAGUCGCCAAUUUGGAUAUCAAACCACGCUCGCCAAUGUCGUGCAAGCUGAAUGCUGACAACUUUGAACUUGAAUUAAGCAAGUUUUUACAGCGUGCUCAUGUCACCGAAAAGUUCAAGUUAACAUAUGAAAAGAGCUCCAAAUUGGUGUCGUUAAUUGAUCUGAUGCAUAAAGAUUUCGAAGACUUGGUUAACCAGCAAGGAGUGGUUACCCUUACGAAAAUCGUUUUCGAUACUACGAAAAGCAAAAAGUUUGCCUCUCUCGAAAAGAAGAAGAAACGGUCAUUGGCUUCUUGCCAAUCUGUUCCAAGAGGGUUGGCUUUGGCCGAGAAGUUCAACGAGAUCCAAAGACUGGGUCUCAACAACAAAACGAAGAAUAAUCGUUUCACAAAUUAUCAAAGAAGGGACAGAAACUCUGGUAAGAAACUGGAGAUAGAGUUUCUCGAGAAAAACGGACUAUCCAGGUUCGCUUCUUAUUCUGAAAUAGAAAGACAGUGUAUGAUGACGCUGACUAUUUUUGAUUCAGACGGGUCAAUCAAGUAUUUGUCUCCUAAGUUUAGCAAGAAGGCUGUUUUCUUUUAUGAAGGAGAGGAUGAAAUUUAUUUUGUAAAAAACCUGAAAGGAUUUUGUAGGAUAGAAUAAAUUUAUUUUGCAUCAAUCUGGUGAUAAAAGUAUAUAUCUUUAUAUUAGAAUUAGUAUUCGCUCUUUUGAGUGAGAUCAUUUAAUAGAUGUUUUGGGACAAAGUGAGAGUCUCCUCUCAGUUUUUCAAACAAGUAGUUGUCGACAAAACAUCAAUUAGAAUUAGUAUUAAUUAUUAAUAGUAUCUUGUUCAGUUAGUUAAAACUGUAACUUUGAAAAAUAUUUGCAAAUCUUUUAGUAAAAUUGAUAUGUCCUCAAUGUAUAGUUUACAACCAAUGACCAUGGAAAAAUAUUCCCAAAUUCAAGAAUUGAAACAUUUGAUUAUACUGAGAUCAUCUUUUUAUUAGGCAGUCUUAAUGAUUUAAAUUAACAAUUCAAACCACAUUAGCACAAUGGCACAUAAGCGGGAACUGUCAGUCUAUGACUUUACGGAGGAUCCGGAUAUGGAUGGAAACUUUAUCAAGCGGUUGAGGCAAGACUCUGGAUAUCAGUCAACUUCAGACAGCUCACCUCGGGCUUCAGACGAAGAAAGAGAAUUUGAUGAUCAACUGAGUCCUCUGGGAUAUCAUUUCGAGGAAAAUGUCUUGAUUUGCUUUGACCCAGGGUCCAAACCCGGUUCUACCUAUCUGCAGGCUCCACCAAUGAAACAAACUAUCUUUCCUGACACGACCAACGCUCUACUGGGCAACACUUUUGGGCAAAGAUCAGAUGCCAACGAUGUAGUCAUAAAGGAAUCACAGAAUAUUGGAUAUGAUUAUUCAUUGCCUUCUUCUUUUGACAGCAUGGAUGUAAGUUUAUAUGAUCCAACUGAUGCUGAUGCUUUCUUCAAUCUUUCUGAUGCAAGUAUGUAUGAACUGUCAAAAAUGGACGAUGAAACCGUAUCUGCUGUAGCUCCGUCCGAAGCUCGGUUGGUUAAUCCCUUAGAGCAAGGGUCAGAUGUCCCUGUUGAUGACGUGGAGAAUUUUCAGAAUUUCGGGCCUCACUCAUCAACAUCUUCAACUGAAAACACGGAUGAAAUUUUCUGUGCUACAACCAGUGCUGAUGCUUUCUUGAGUCCAUACGAUUCAAGAAAGUCUGAACUGCCAGAUAUGGAUUGUCAUUCCAUCUUAUCUGCAGGAACCACCAAUCUAAAGGAAACACUUCAAGAACUACUUAGUUGUAUCAAUGAGAAAGAGGACAAAGAUAUAGACACGAGAAGUUCACAAACGUUUGAUGAAUAUAUCCCAAUUCACAAGGACAAUACACAGGAAAAUGGAGGUGAAGAGUGCGAUGCGGUAAAUACCAAUUCCACAGGAGCUACCAAUUCAGUUUUUUCCAAUUAUGGCAGUAUUCAUGAUCCUGUGAUGGAUAAUUCAAAGGGUUUAUUCGGUCAUUUUAAAGUGGAACGUGAACAGAUGCCUGUGGCUUCCAGAGUCCUAUCUUCAAAGUCGGACAUAAUGAUGACUGAUCCCAAGUAUGGAGAUGCUUCCUUUACUCAACGUGAAAUGGAAGUAAAGCCAAUGACUGCUGGAACUACCAAUUUGGAUCAUCAUGAGAUUUCGACUGCUUGCUCUUUGGAUUCCAAAAACAUGGAAACUGAGCUCAGCAAGUUUCUUCUGGGCACAAAUGUCCAUCAAAAGUUCAAGCUAAUGUACGAUGAGAGCAUACGUAAAACAGUGUCUCUUAAAGACUUGAACUAUAAAGACAUGGCACAGUUAGUCUCCCGUCACAAAUCUAUUAGCAUCCAAAAACUUCCCCUGAAAAUCGAACUGAAGGAACGAUUUGCAUCAAUUAAAAAGGAGAAGAAAACGUCUCUUCUGUUGUGCAAAUCAGUCACACAUGGACUUGCGCUCUCUGAAAAAUGGGAUGAGAUCCAACAGACCCCUGGGAUUGACAAGAAAAAGAAGAACAACAGAUUCUCUAACUUUCAGAGAAGUGAUAGAAAUGCAGGAUCCAACUUGGAGAAUGAAUUUCUCGUAAAGUAUGAGCUUGACAAAUUUAGUAUGUACACAGACAUGGAAAGAAAGUGUUCCUUAUCCUUGGCUGUAUUUGAUUCAGACGGCGAUCUUACGUAUCUGUCACCCAAAUACUGUGAAAAAAUUGUUAAUUUCUAUGAGGAAGAUGACAAGAUUUUUCUUAUUAAGAACUUCAGCGGUUUUUGUAGAAUUGCUUGAAAAUUACUGAUUGGAAUUUUUGUUGUAGCUUUAGCAGUUCCAGUGAGUUAUUCUGUAUGAUGUGAAUAUUUUCUUUUUUAAAAGAUAAGAGAUGUUAUUUUGUGCAGAAGUUUCUUUAACGAUAUGGUCUAUAGAGUCGUGUUUACGACGUUUUCUGUUUGAUCACCAUUUAAAACGUUCCUUGAUCGUAAGCAUAAUUAUUAGAAUUUUUCUUAUGUAUUUUUAGCAUGUGCUUGACUAACAGAUGGUUUUCAAAGUGAUGAAUUACAUUAGUAGAAUUGUUUGUAAUCAGAUUCUUCGAAAUUGACAAAUCUGUUAGUGGUUCUUUUCAUAAAAAUCACGUCAUAAAAACUAAUAAAUUAAAUUUACCAUUAUUGAAAAUCAAUUUAGAUUCUUUGCUUAAUUGCUACCCCAAUUGAUCAAAUUGUUUGUC